Molecule: messenger RNA, 2109 nt
Organism: Exophiala aquamarina CBS 119918
Lineage: Eukaryota; Fungi; Ascomycota; Eurotiomycetes; Chaetothyriales; Herpotrichiellaceae
Product: long-chain acyl-CoA synthetase
Exons: 3
Coding region: 1-2109 (702 amino acids)
Biological process (GO): long-chain fatty-acyl-CoA metabolic process; long-chain fatty acid metabolic process
Cellular component (GO): lipid droplet; endoplasmic reticulum; plasma membrane
Molecular function (GO): long-chain fatty acid-CoA ligase activity
Source: RefSeq, a predicted model, not a curated record
AUGGCGUCCCUGGACAAUGACACCCGAACAAGGGUCGAUGGCAGUGUCUUCCCACAGAUGACCAAGAAGCCUCCCUUUUCAGUCGAGGCAUCAGGCUAUCAGAAGGUCGAGGGCGAGACCAUUCCCCGACGUAAUCCACUGGCGAAGGAUCAGCUCAUUGUUAGACCCUCCGAUGAGGUCAAGACCAUCUAUGACAAUCUCAAACGCGCCGCUGCAAAGUUCGGCAAUGCCAAAGCAAUGGGCUCUAGGAAGAUCAUCAAGACCCACGUCGAAAAUAAAAAGGUCAAGAAAAUGGUCGAUGGUGUUGAACAAGAGGUGGACAAGAAAUGGACCUACUACGAGCUGAGCGGCUACACAUAUAUGUCUUUUGUCGAGUACGAGAAGCUAGCUCUGGACUAUGGCUCUGGUCUGCGCAAUCUUGAGAUUGCCAAAGACGACAAAAUGCAUCUUUAUGGUGCCACCAGUGCCCACUGGCUUGCCAUGUCACAUGCUGCUGCUUCUCAAUCAAUACCAGUGGUUACCGCCUACGAUUCUCUAGGUGAGGAGGGUCUAAGGCACUCCCUGGUCCAAACUAGUUCCAAGGCCAUCUUCCUCGAUCCCAACCUGAUCCCUACCUUCCUCAAAGUCGUCGAGGACGCAAAGGCACUGCAGGCGGUCAUCUACAACGACGAACCCGAAAUCAAGCAGGCGGAUCUUGAGAAGUUGAAGUCCUCACAUCCCCAACUCAAGGUCCUCAGUGUAGACGAGUUGAGGAAAUUAGGCUCUGAUAAGCCCUUUGAACCGGUCCCACCCGAUGCAGAAGACCUCGCGUGUAUCAUGUACACCUCCGGCUCCACGGGUCCACCAAAAGGUGUAACAAUCAAGCACAAAGCCGUUGUAGCUGCAAUGGCUGGUGUGCAAAGCGUGGUGGCUCCCUACAUCUCCCCAGCCGAUGCACUACUCACAUACUUGCCACAAUCCCACAUUUUCGAAUACAUGUUCGAGAAUGUCACUCUCUUCUGGGGAGGUACCAUGGGCUAUGGGAACCCCAAGACCUUGUCGGACUCGUCCGUGCGCAACUGUAAAGGAGACAUCAGGGAGUUCAAACCGACCAUCUUGAUCGGAGUCCCUGCUGUUUGGGAAAGCGUCAAGAAAGGAAUCAUUGCCAAGGUCAACAGUGGCUCGUUCAUCACCAAAAAUCUAUUCUGGGGAGCCCUGUCCCUCAAACAAACUCUGCUGUCGUCUGGUCUUCCUGGUACUGGAAUUCUCGAUGCUGUCGUCUUCAAGAAACUAAAGGACGCGACUGGAGGCAGGCUCCGUAUCGCUUUCAAUGGAGGGGGUCCAAUUUCUCAAGAAACCAUCAAAUUUAUCAGCUAUGCAAUUACCCCAAUGAUUUCCGGCUACGGGCUGACCGAGACAUCAGCAAUGGGUUGCAUUCAAGAUCCACUAGCUUGGGAUCCAACUGCUUUGGGUGAUAUCCCUGGUUGCGUCGAGAUCAAGCUCGUCGACUUUCCAGAUGCUGGAUACUACUCUACAAAUAAACCUCCUCAAGGCGAAAUCUGGAUCCGGGGUCCUUCAGUGACUGAGGGCUACUGGGACAACGACAAGGAAACGAAGGAGGCCAUCACAGAAGACAAGUGGUUCAAGACCGGUGAUAUCGGUGAGUUUAACGCCAAUGGACAUCUCCGGAUCAUCGACCGCAAGAAGAACCUGGUCAAGACACUGAAUGGCGAAUACAUUGCCAUUGAGAAACUUGAAUCAUCCUAUCGCACGGCCCCUGUCGUGGGAAAUAUUUGCGUGUUCGCCCAAGAGGACAAGGCUAAGCCAAUUGCCAUCAUCGUACCCGUUGAACCGGUUUUGCAGAAGCUUGCUGCUGCAAAUGGUAUCAAGGGCGAGUCUGUAGAAGAAAUGGCUCACGACAAGAAAGUUAACGCGCUGGUGCUGAAGGAGCUGCAGAAGGCAGGGCGUGGUGUUGGCCUGUCAGGAAUCGAACUGAUCGAAGGUCUUGUGAUCGCUGACGAGGAAUGGACACCGCAGAAUGGCUUCAUCUCUCCUGCCCAGAAGCUUCAACGCAAGAAGAUACAGGCCAGAUUCGAAAAGGAGAUCAAGCAAGCAUACGGUGGUAAUUGA